This is a messenger RNA of Pelobates fuscus (common spadefoot toad), 1062 nucleotides long. Its product is annotated as S-adenosylmethionine synthase-like. Lineage: Eukaryota; Metazoa; Chordata; Amphibia; Anura; Pelobatidae. The transcript is spliced from 5 exons. Gene Ontology annotation, cellular component: cytosol. Gene Ontology annotation, molecular function: methionine adenosyltransferase activity; ATP binding. The coding region runs from base 245 to 781 and encodes 178 amino acids. The record is from RefSeq and is a predicted model, not a curated record. Gene Ontology annotation, biological process: S-adenosylmethionine biosynthetic process.
UUUGAUGUUUGGUUAUGCAACAGACGAGACAGAGGAGUGCAUGCCUUUAACUAUUGUGCUUGCUCACAAACUUAAUGCAAAGUUAGCAGAGUUAAGGCGCAAUGGGGAACUGCCAUGGCUCCGACCAGACUCCAAAACUCAGGUAACUGUGAAGUACAUCCAAAGGAACUGAGCAGUGAUCCCCGUACGUGUGCACACCAUUGUUAUAUCUGUGCAGCAUGAUGAGACUAUCUCUCUGCCCGACAUGCGGGAGUCAUUAAAGGAUAAAGUCAUAAAGGCUGUAGUGCCAUCUAAAUAUUUGGAUGAGAAAACCAUUUACCACUUGCAACCCAGUGGCCGAUUUGUUAUUGGAGGACCACAGGGUGAUGCUGGUGUCACUGGGCGAAAAAUUAUUGUGGACACUUAUGGUGGAUGGGGUGCCCAUGGGGGAGGUGCAUUUUCAGGAAAAGACUACACUAAGGUGGAUCGAUCAGCUGCUUAUGCUGCACGUUGGGUUGCAAAAUCAUUAGUGCACGCCAAGCUUUGUCAUCGUGUCCUAGUUCAGGUAUCUUAUGCUAUCGGAGUGGCAGCUCCAUUGUCCGUUUCCCUUUUUACGUAUGGAACAUCUGAAAAAACUGAAAAGGAAUUACUAGAUAUUGUGAAUCACAAUUUUGAUCUACGACCUGGAGUCAUUGUGAGGGACCUUGACUUGAAAAGACCAAUCUACCAAAACACUGCAUGCUAUGGCCACUUUGGAAGGGAUGAAUUCUCUUGGGAAUUUCCAAAGGAGCUGAUUUUUUAACAGUGGCAACACUGUCACAAGGGCAUUGGUUACAAUAAAUAUUUUCACUCAGAAAUUCCUCAGUGAGUGGGAUCAUGAAGGGACUUUCAAAAGUGUGGUGGUUAGUAGCUCACAACAUCGAAACGGAAAUCUAUUGAACCAGAGUUAUAAAUGUAUAUCCAUGUCUUAAUAUAUAGACUUCUGUGCUGGGAAAUUGAUAUAUGUUUUAAUUGAUGCUGAUUUGAGAAGAGCAAUAUCACAGAUGUUGCAACAGGACACAAAACAAUACACUAAAGGAAACA